AUAUUAUAGAAACAGGUAUAGUUACCAGCUUGCACACCCUGGCUCUUGCCCGGUCGAGAAGGCUUCAGAAACCCACAAACUUCAGAGUAAAUAAUUCCACCGGCACACAGGUCUUAGUUGCAAGCAGGGACAACCCUUGCUGUAUUUUAUUUGCGUGCUGCAACGUUUCGGGUGAUCCCCUUUGUCAAGCAUACAAACCGUUUGUGAUCAAGACUAUUUAACACAACCUCUAGUGUAGCUAAUUCACAUAGUUAAUUGAAGGCGUGCACCAAUCAUUAACCCCUUCAUGACAAAUGUCAAAUAUCAAAUAUAAUAAGAUAAAAAGUAUUUAAAAUAUUUGUUUGUUACAAGAAAUUAUGUUAUCACAGUAAUAAGUGAAACCAACAUCCACCAUUAAAAGUUAAAAUCAAGUGGAAAAAAAAUUGAAAAAAAUUGAACAAAUGAAGAAAAAUGUCAAAAACGAAUAAAAUUAAUUAAUGUUCAGAGUCCAGGUCCCUAAUUUUCAGAUGAGGCUCCAACAUUCAUCCAGAGAGUGAGCACACCACAGGCCUCUUUCUCAGGAAUCCAUCACCAGGUACAGUAGCUCCUUUACAUUUCUUUACUGUCUCUGAACUCCAGACAUCUCUCUGGUCGAGCUCCCACAUGAUUCUCAGGGUCCCGGUAUCCCUGAGUCCACCAAGGACCACACCUGCCUUGGGGCCUCUCUGUGCUCCAGCUGCAUCCAACCCCUCUGGAGUGCAAGGGAAAAAGAGAGACUGACCACAUGGCAGCUCUGCUUUAUAAAGAGUUGUGCAACAGUGACACUUCCUUGCCAAAAAUGGAAUCUGCCAUGGCACACCACUAGGGAAUAGGACUCACUCCCCCUCCCUUAUCCAAUUUAGGUCCAACACUUAGCUGGCCACAGCAGGGGAUUUCCAACCAUGAGGGAUUUUCAGACCAUAGGGGAACUUAAACCUAUGGACCCCUACAAAUGUAACAGACUAUACACUUAGGUGCUGAAGUUUGGUUACCUUCUGUAGAUUUACAUUUGUCUUUGUGUAUCCAGACAAAGUGGGCAUGGCUAUAAAAUUGUCACCACAUUGAGCAGGUGACUGUAAGGUUUAAAAAAUGAAGACAACUGCAAAGUGAAAUACACCUGUACUGGAAAUUAAUAUUACAUAUUCACCCUGUUUUAUGAUUUGUCUCUGCCAGUUGAUGGGGCUUUGGGACUUUAAAUGGAUUGUGAUUUAAAAGUAUGUUUAACUGUGCUUGCCUGUAUACUGCUGCAAUUUCUGACAUGUCCGAAAUGAUAACAUAGCUGACAUACUGUAACAAUUCAUAUCCAAUUUUCUUAUAUAACUGAUGUUAUGAUUAUUUUAGGAACCAUUUAGUUCCUUUUAGUUGUGUAGUCGGAUAUCACAUGUGGAAAAGCAAAAAGCCAAUUUCGUACCAGAUUUUCCAUCUCUCUAAAUGGAGCAGCCUCAUUACUUCAGUCAGGUUAUUGUGCUUUCAAACAGUUCUGCUGGUAAUCAAUUUCCUCUCCAAUGUCUAAUGCAUGCAGUUUGUAGGAGGAGCGGCUAAGUGUACAAAAGCUUUCCAAGGAGCGAGAAACACUGAUCGAGAAAUGGAAGAAAAAACAGUCUGAAAAGCGAAAGGAGCUAUAUUUCCAUGAAGUAAAACCUGAAACAAAGAAGAGGGAAUAAUUCAGAAUUUUCAUUUAAGUUCCAUAUCUUCAGGAUGUCAAGGUCAUUAAAUCGUAAACAAGACAUCUACAGAAUAGACUGGCAAUUACCUGCCGUCUCAUCAUCUGCUUCAGCACAUCAUAUUAACAGAGAUCUCUUUGUUCUCUCAUAUGGUGCAUUGGUAGCACAGCUCUGCAAAGAUUAUGAACGAGAUGAAGAUGUGAACAAAUACCUGGAUGCAAUGGGAUACAACAUUGGAAUUAGACUAAUAGAAGACUUUUUGGCGAACACUGGAAUAAAAAAAUGCAGAAGUUACAAUGAGACAGUGGACGUCAUUGCUAAGGUGGCUUUCAAAACCUACCUUGGAAUCACCCCAACUUUGAUUGGAGGAAAUGAUGGGGGGAACAGCUUUUCCCUUAUAUUGGAUACAAAUCCACUGGAUGACUAUGUUGAAGAGCUUCCACCUGGGAGAUCAUCACUUUCCUAUUGUAAUCUUUUAUCUGGAAUCAUCAGGGGAGCUCUGGAAAUGAUUCACUUACCUGCUGAUGUCAGUUUUAUCCAGGAUAGACUGAAAGGGGAUGAUGUCACCGAAAUAGGAAUCACAUUUCUCCAAAAAAGCAAUGAGAGAAAAUCGAAGCGAAAUAAAUGAAGGCAGUUAUUGCAAUUAAAAAAGUAAUUUAUUUCCAUAUGAGAUACUGUGUAUGGAAAUGAUGGUGUAAAUAAAGCAAAAAUGGAAAUGUAAGCAUA
This is a messenger RNA of Xenopus laevis (African clawed frog), 2408 nucleotides long. RefSeq names its product trafficking protein particle complex subunit 3L L homeolog (gene trappc3l.L). Gene Ontology annotation, cellular component: endoplasmic reticulum; Golgi apparatus; TRAPP complex. Lineage: Eukaryota; Metazoa; Chordata; Amphibia; Anura; Pipidae. The transcript is spliced from 6 exons. Gene Ontology annotation, biological process: Golgi vesicle transport. The record is from RefSeq and is a predicted model, not a curated record. The coding region runs from base 1717 to 2310 and encodes 197 amino acids.